AACCGGGCGGCGAUUGGCUGAGACGGGAGUGACUGGGCCUGGAGCUCACUUCCGCCUGGGUGUCAGUGGUGAAGCUGAGUGCCUGACAAGCGAAGCAGGGUCAAAGGGAAUAGAGUCGGGGACCGUCGCAGUUAGUACCCAGCUGGAUUGUUGAACCCCCGAGAAGAUGCAAUAAUUGUGCUGAAUAGAAGACAACUCAAUAGAGAAGGAUGAACAGCGAGGAGGAGUUUUUCGAUGCCGUUACAGGCACAGACUCUGACAAUUCCUCCACAGAAUUUGCCGACACCAACCCGCGUCUCGCAGACAUGACCCUCACCAACCAGAGCAUGACACCCGACGAGGAGGGAAGCCUCCAGGAGAAUGGAGUGAAGAAGCACAGGACCUCCCUGCCGGCCCCUAUGAUCUCUAGAAAUAAUUUCAGCGUGUGGAGCAUAUUAAAAAAAUGCAUUGGACUGGAGCUGUCGAAAAUCACCAUGCCGAUCGUUUUUAACGAGCCGCUGAGCUUCCUGCAGCGAAUCACAGAAUACAUGGAGCACACAUACCUGAUCAACAAGGCCUGCUCCUGUACAGAUCCGCUACUCAGGAUGCAGUCUGUGGCUGCCUUUGCUGUAUCAGCUGUAGCAUCUCAAUGGGAGAGGACUGGCAAACCAUUUAACCCUCUUCUGGGGGAGACCUACGAACUAGUAAGGGAAGACCUGGGCUUCCGGUUUAUAUCUGAGCAAGUCAGCCAUCACCCUCCCGUUAGUGCCUUCUUUUCCGAAGGCCUGAAUAAAGACUUCAUCUUUCGUGGUUCUAUCUAUCCAAAGCUGAAGUUCUGGGGCAAGAGCGUAGAGGCCGAACCCCGGGGAGCCAUCACCCUAGAGCUGCCUAAGCACAAAGAUAUCUACACAUGGACAAACCCCACCUGUUGUGUGCACAAUGUUAUUAUCGGGAAGCUGUGGAUAGAGCAGUAUGGGACAGUGGAAAUUGUAAACCACAGCAAUGGAGAUAAAUGCAUCCUGAACUUCAAGCCCUGCGGCCUGUUUGGUAAAGAGCUGCACCGAGUAGAAGGAUAUAUUCAAGAUAAGAACAAGAAGAAACUAUGUAUGAUAUACGGCAAGUGGACAGAGUGCUUGUGGAGUAUAGAUCCUUUUACGUAUGAGGCUUACAAGAAGUCAGAAAAGAAAGGAGGUGACCAACUGAAGAAAAGUAAACAGAAUGAAGAGAGUUCGAAUCCAGACAGUGACGAAGCUGAUGAUAUGCCAGAAAUCCAUGAGACUGUGCAGGUCAUACCUGGCAGUACCCUUCUAUGGCGGAUCAGUAACCGACCUUCAAACUCCUCUCAGAUGUACAAUUUUACCCAUUUUGCUGUGGCUCUUAAUGAAUUGGACAAAGACAUGUUGGCAGUAUUGGCCCCUACAGACUGCCGGUUAAGACCCGACAUCAGACACAUGGAAAGCGGGGAUCUAGAUCAGGCUAGUAAAGAGAAGGAACGAUUAGAAGAGAAGCAGAGGGCGUCCAGAAGGGAACGAGCCAAAACAAAUGAAGAAUGGAACACAAGGUGGUUCACACAUGGAACUAAUGCGCACACUAAGACCGCAGACUGGAUCUACACAGGAGGAUACUUUGAUAGAAACUUUACAGACUGUCACAACAUUUAUUGACACCUCCUCCUUCCCUCCCUGGACUCCUCAUAUCUGACCUAAGCACCAUGUCGCCAUUUGCACCGGAGCUGCGGCUCGCUAACUGUGUCUGUGGGGAGCGGGUGUACAUUUAAAUAUAUUUAUAGAUGUAUAUGCACCUCCUUAUUAUUAUUUUUUUUUUCUUUUGGAAACAUUUUAGGAAACAUUCUUGUUCAGCAAUCAGGGAAUUAAUUAUAAAACUAUUUUUGGUUGCCAAAAAAAUAAAAUGAAAGCAUGGGUUUGUAUAUGCCAGCGUACAUAUCUGUGUAUAAAGGGCGCACAGGUGUCAAAUUGUAGCCAGCAGUACGGAAACCUUUAACCAUU
Molecule: messenger RNA, 1985 nt
Organism: Rana temporaria (common frog)
Lineage: Eukaryota; Metazoa; Chordata; Amphibia; Anura; Ranidae
Gene: OSBPL2
Product: oxysterol binding protein like 2
Exons: 14
Coding region: 210-1643 (477 amino acids)
Cellular component (GO): intracellular membrane-bounded organelle; membrane; cytosol
Molecular function (GO): cholesterol binding
Source: RefSeq, a predicted model, not a curated record